Molecule: messenger RNA, 888 nt
Organism: Rhodotorula graminis WP1
Lineage: Eukaryota; Fungi; Basidiomycota; Microbotryomycetes; Sporidiobolales; Sporidiobolaceae
Exons: 3
Coding region: 1-888 (295 amino acids)
Molecular function (GO): protein N-terminal-serine acetyltransferase activity; protein-N-terminal-alanine acetyltransferase activity
Source: RefSeq, a predicted model, not a curated record
AUGCACUUUCUCAACAAGUACACGCCACCCGCGCCGCUCGCCGAGGCCGCCUACGAGGCGCAGACCCCGCCCGAAGCGUACGACCUCGCCUUCUGCUACGACCUCCCGAGCGAGGCCGUGCUGCGCUCUGAAGGCGUCCGACUGGUGCCUUUGAUCCCCUCCCUCCACGGCCCUCGGCUCCACAAGCUCUACAACGCUCACCCCGAGGGCUUCUUCUACCUCCCCUACGGCCCUUUCCCCUCGUACCCAGCCUUUCUCACCUUCCUCGAAGAGCGCCGUCGCGAGCCCGGAACCCUCCUGUUCGCCGUUCACGACCUCGGGCUCGACUUUGACGACACGCGAGCCGGCGAGGAGGACGAGCUGCGCGAGGAGAGAAUAGCCGGGAUCGUUGGAGUGCUCAAGUCGACGCCGGCGAACCGCAUGACCGAGAUUGGUCAUUUGCACAUCCCGUCCCCGUUCCAGCGCAUCCACGUCCUCACGCACUCGAUCGCGCUCCUCCUUCGGUGGCUCCUCACCCCUCCCUCGUCCGCCGCGCCCUCGUCCCCUCCCGGCCUCGGCCUUCGCCGCGUCCAAUGGUUCGCCAACGCGCUCAACGUGCCCUCGAUUCGCGCCGCAGAGCGCCUCGGCUUCUCGCUCGAGGCGGCGCACAUGGCGUGGGACCGUGUCACGGUCCCGGGCAAGGAGGGCGUCGCGCUGCCGGCGUUCGUGCAAGGUGCGUGGCGCGACGAGGAGGAGCGGAUCGGGAGGGGCAGGCACAGCGCCGUGCUCGCGAUCGGGUGGGACGACUGGAGCGAAAAGGGCGGCAGGGAGCGCGUCGACGAGCUGCUCGAGGGGCGGCCGGUCGUGCGCCGCAGGGCAGCCGACGUGCCCGGCCUGCUCGCAGCGUAA